Rhagoletis zephyria (snowberry fruit fly) is the source of this 939-nucleotide messenger RNA. Its product is annotated as regulation of nuclear pre-mRNA domain-containing protein 2-like. Lineage: Eukaryota; Metazoa; Arthropoda; Insecta; Diptera; Tephritidae. The record is from RefSeq and is a predicted model, not a curated record. Gene Ontology annotation, biological process: mRNA 3'-end processing. Gene Ontology annotation, molecular function: RNA polymerase II complex binding.
AAGAAGAUUGUAACCUGUUGGUUGAAUGUAUUCAAAAGAGUACGCGUGGAACACAGACUAACUCUAUUCUAUUUGGCAAACGAUGUCAUACAAAAUAGCAAAAGGAAACGCUAUGAAUUUGUGGAAAGUUGGGCCACAGCGCUACAACGAGCGACAACUAUGGUGAGAGAUGAAAAGGUAAAAGGCAAGAUUUUGCGUAUUUUCGGCAUUUGGGAACAGCGCGACAUUUACAGUGAGGAAUAUAUAAGCGAUUUAUCUGGCUUGCUCAAUAUAAAUCCACCAAAGAAAUCACAAGCAGUUGUAUCUGAUUCAGCAGAUGACUAUACGAAUGGUCCAUUCAUUGCUAACAUACGUGAAUGUGUCGAGCUGUCUUUGGCGACUGAUAACAGUUUUAAAAAACUGCCUAAGGCGCCUAAUUGUGAUAUCGAGGUCAUAAAGCAACAAAUAAAGGAUAAAAGCCAUUCAGAUGACAUUGAAAAGGAAAUCGAACGUUAUACCACAUACGCUGAGGCAUAUAGUAAGCAUUUGCAAGCAGAAAUUCGUACACGCAAAGCUGUCUUAAGUAACAUUGACACAGCCAUUAAAUUCUAUGCAAAUCAACGAGGCGAAGUAAAGGUGGUAGUUAGUGCCUACAAAAAUUUCGGCAGUCGCAUAAAGCUUGUCAAGAAGAAAUUGGAUGAAAUCACACCAAACUUGCCUAGUCCCAUACCAUCGCCCGACAUAAAUGCACCGUCUCCGGAACCAGAUGCAGAUCUGCCUCUGCCUGAUGACCAAUCACCGAUCUCAAUGAAUCUAUUUAAAAAUUCAAUAAAUGGGUACUCAAGUUAUUUGGAUGGUAAAUUACCAUUUGACAUAAAUGAUUUUAAGCGUGAUGAUAACACUUCCAAUAAAUCAAGUCAGCCGAUUGAAGUAAUAGGUUCACGUUCGGACGAUGAAAGC